Molecule: messenger RNA, 7819 nt
Organism: Chlamydomonas reinhardtii
Lineage: Eukaryota; Viridiplantae; Chlorophyta; Chlorophyceae; Chlamydomonadales; Chlamydomonadaceae
Exons: 10
Coding region: 185-6562 (2125 amino acids)
Biological process (GO): protein phosphorylation; intracellular signal transduction
Cellular component (GO): cytoplasm
Molecular function (GO): protein serine/threonine kinase activity; ATP binding
Source: RefSeq, a predicted model, not a curated record
CGCUCCAGCACCUGCUGAACUGCUUUCUGAUAUUAAUUUCGUCGGUUUAUGUGCGCAAUUCUUUUUACCAGUUCCUAAGGGUUUGCAGUUCGGACGCUCUUCACGCUGCUGGACCCACCUCACGGUUGCCUAAAAUGCGCUUAGAAUUUAGCUAGCACAGCCCUUGGAAGCCGGGUUGGCAGCGAUGUAUUCUCAAAGUGAAAAGCGGAAUGGGACCUCGAACUACGGGGUCCCUGUGCCUCCGGACCCGGCGCGAAGUGCGAAUGGCACAAUACCUUCUCCGCCUAACCAGCCUCGGCAGAAGGGCGGCCGACCGGUCAUUAGUGCCCGCUCCAAUACAUCCACCAGCGGCGGCCCGGCCGUGAACGGGCCGCUCGUUGCCAGCGUGUUGGGCUCCCACGGGUAUGGGACCGCUUACCACACCCGGACGCAGUCGCCGGGGCCAACUCGAACCGUGGCCUCGCCCCAGCACAGCACCACGCCGCGGAGCACGUCCGCCUCUCUGCAGCGCACCUCGUCUGCAAGACGCAACUCGUCGGGCCAGACACUCCAGAAUAAGCCGCUGUUCGCGGCAUAUGGGUUGCAGUACUCGAACAAUGGCCGCGGCGCCAUCGUGGGCUUGUCAGGGGGCGGCGCCCCCGGACGCAACGCAGCCACCAUGAGCCCCUACCGCGCCCGGCCGUCCUCCUCCACGAGCCCGGUCUCCAGCGGCGCGGCGGCAGCUGCCGCCAUGGCCAGUCGGCCCUCAACGUCGCAGGCAGCGCAGCGGCCCUCAGGCGGUGAGAACUGGUUCGGCAACACCAAGCUGUCGGUGACGCUGCCGGGCCACGCAGGCGGCGACGCCCAGCGCGUCAUCAGCGAGCUGGGCCACCUGCUGUCCGUCUUCUCGCCCGUGUCGCCCGGCGCCGGCGCGCCCGCGCUCAACCGCCCCGGCAGCUUCCGCUCCAGCAAGUACCCGGCGCCAGGCGGCGGCACCGCCAGCGGCAGCAACACGCACCGGGAGGCGUGGGGCAGCAUCGCCGCCGGGGGCGCGCCGGAGGCGCCAGGCAUGGGCGCCGGCCACAUGGGCGCGGGAAUGGGUGCGGGCGCGGGGCAGGGGGCGGGUAUGAUGCGGCCCAACAGCGCCGCCAGCACCAGCAGCGUCGCCGGCAGCUCCAAGCCCAUCAUGGCGCCGUACAUGGGCGACGGCCGCCACGGCUCGCAGAGCUCCCACGGCGCCAACCUCAGCCUCAUGCGCCUGCAGCAGCAGCAGGCGGGGCCGGGCUCGGCGGGCGGGUACGGAGCGGGUGCCGCCGGGCCCGGCUCCGCGCCGUCGGGCGUGGGCAGCAGCUCUGCCGGCGGGCCGUCCGGGAGCUACUACCCGCAACAGCAGCAGCAGUACGGGUCCGCGGGGAUGUCCGGCGGUGGCGGUUCGGCGCCAGGCAGCGGGCCGGCGCCGGCGUCCGGCUCGCAGCCCUUCGUGCACACCACCUACAUCACCUUCCAGUCGCCCGCCAGCGGCGGCGGGGCCGCGUCUGGCGGCGGCAUGCCGCCGCCGGGGUCCGGGCCGCCCGGCUCCCAGUCGCACGCGCCGCCUAGGCUCAGCCUCGCCAGCAACGGCGGCGUGGGCUCGCCUCUGACCAGCCCCAGUGGCGCCGGUGGCGCCGGCUCGCCGCACCCGCCCCACUCGCCGGCGCCCUACCCGGGCCAGCAGGCCUACGGCGGCCACGGGCCGGGCAUGGCGGGCGGCAGCGGCCGCCCUUGGGAGCAGACCGGGGCAGGCGGCUCCGGGUACGGUGGCGGCGGCGGCGGCAUGCAGCAAUCUGGCAUGUCAGUGGCGUCGCCUGCCCGCGGCGGUGGCGGCGGCGCUAGUGGCGGCGGCUCUCACCACCUGCCGUACGUCUCCGUGCAUGACUCGGUCGAGGGCGCGCCGGGCUCCGGCUCCGCCUCGGCCAGUGGCGGCUUGGGCAUGAGCGCGGGCGGCAUGGGGCCAGGCAGCAGCGGCGGCUACGGAGGUGGCAUGGGCAUGGGCGGCUAUGGAGGCGGCAUGAGCACGGGCGGCUAUGCAGGCGGCAUGGGUAUGGGCUCGCCGCACGGCAUGGCGGCGGGCGGCGGCGGCGGCGGCCUGCCCGCGCCUGGGUCGCUGCAGCCGCUGUCCGCCACCGCGCCGCCGUCGCUGGCGUUCAGCUCUGCAAUGUCCGCCGCCGCGGCAGCGGCGCUUGCCGGCGGCCCAGGCGCGCCGGCGCCGGCGCCGGUGUCCAUCUCUGCCAUCGCCUCGUCGCACCCGGUGCCCAACGCCUCGGGCCCCGUGCCGCAGCCGCCGCACGCCCUACUGGCGCCCUCGGCACACAGCGCGCCGCUGCAUUUCCAGCCACACCUGAGCUUUGGCAGCGCCGGCCAGCCGCAGACUCAGCCGCAGGCCAACGCGGCGGCGGUCAAGGCGCUGGGCCGCGCCGUCGACCCGCUCAGCCUGGCCAACAGCAGCAGCGGCAACAUCAGCAGCCCCAGCUCCUCAACCUCGCAGCUGCAGCCCGGCGGAGGCGGAGGCGGCGGCUUCCCGGGCACCUCCGCCGCCUCCGCGCCCAACGCCGGCGCCGCGCUGCAACUGGCGGGCCUGCGCGCCUCCUCCCUCGCGAAUGCGCCGCAUCCCACGGGACUCCCACCACCGUCGCCCAUCAAGGGCGGGCCAAAUGCCGGCGCCGCCGGCAUGGCGCCGGGGCCGCCGGGGCCGGCGCCGCCGUCGCGCGGCAUCUUCCAGCGCUCCACAUCCUCCCGCUCCUCCAACGCCUCCGGCGGCUCCGAUACCGUGCCCUACUACAACAACAGCAUCCUCGCCAACGUGCCCGGCGAUGUCGGCGGCGCGCCCGACGCCCGCGACGGCGGCGCCGACGCCGCAGGCGCCUCGGGCAACGGCGCAGGCGCCGCCUCGGGCGGCGGCGCGCCGCCGCCGCCGCCGUCACCGGGGCCGUACCAACAGGCGCCGUACACGCCCACACGCGGGCAGUACGGCAGCGGGGCGUACGGCUAUAACGCCUCGUCGAUGUCCAUGUCAGCCGGCGGCGCCGGCCACGGCUCCGGUGCCGGUACCGGCGACGGCGCGCCGCCGCCGCCGGCGUCGCCGCUGCCCGUCGCCCCGCCCAGCCCCGGCUACGGCUCUCACGUGACCUGGGGCGUGGGCAUCCCGCAGGGCAGCGCCCCCGGCACGCCCACGCGCCCCUACCACGGCUCGCAGGCGGACCUGUCCAGCCGGCGCGCCAGCACCGGCUCGCAGCUGGGCGGCAUGGCCAGCUUCGAGGUGGGCUCGCCCUUUGGCCGCGGCCACGAGGGCCUCAACCUCAGCCGCAUGCUGGUGGAGCACGGCACGCUCACGUGCCUGCGGCCCAGCACCGUGCCCUCCAACUUCGCCGCAGACAGCCAGCCCGACAUCGGCAUGUUUGCGGACCUGGGGCCCGUCAUGGCGUCGCCGGGCAGCGAGAGCGUGGGGCCCGGCGGCGGCAGCGGAGGCGGGAUGGGCAUGGGCAUGGGGAUGGGUGGAGGUCCGGGCGCGGGCAUGUUUGGUGGCAUGCAGGUGAGCGGCAUGCCGCAGGCGAGCGGCGGCAGCACCACCACCAUGCCGUGGAUGACGGGCGGAGGCGGCGGCGGCGUGGGCGGCGCGGGCGCGUGGAGCCGGCGGUCGGUGGACGGCGUGGAGCCAAGCGGCGGCAGCAGCAGCGGCGCCGUGUCGGCGUCCCAGUCGUUGCAGGGCACAGGCAGCGGCGGCGUGGGUGGCGGCGGCGGCGGCGGAGGCACGCACCAGCCCAGCCUGCUGCACCAGCUGCAGCUGCAGCAGGCGCAGGUGGCGGCGGCGGCGACGGGCAUGGGUGCAGGGCCGCGGUCCGGGGAGGAUGCGGGUGCUGGGUGGGGGCGGUCACGUGACUCCACGCCCACGCGCACCUACGGCCACGCCGCUGCCUCGGCCUCGAGCCAGCAGCAGCAGCAACAGCAGCCGCAGUCUGCGUCCUCACUUCAGCGGCAGCCCUCAUCCCAGUCCCAGCCGGUCACUUUCCAGCCGCAGUCGCAGCAGCAAUCGCAACAACAGGCACCGACGCAGCAGCAGCAGCAGCAGCAGCAGUCGCAGCAGUCGCAGCCUGGCGUGUCGGACGCGAUGGCGGCGGCUGCCGCGGCAGCGGCCUCCGCCGCGGCCGCCGCGGCGGCGGUGCAACAGGCCGUGGCGGCGGCUGAGGCGGCCAAUGUGACGCGGCGCAUGAGCAGCAGCAACGGCCUGGCACAGGCGCAGUCAGCCGCCUCCGCAGCCACGUCCGCCUCCACACCCGCUGCACCGGCACCAGCACCGGCAAUGGCAGCAUCACCGGCGCCAACAAGCAGCUCGGCGCCAGCGGUGCGCACCUCCUUGUCCGGCCUCCCUGCCUCGGCAGCGCCCACCAGCAACACCAGCGGGCCAGCAGCAGCAGCAGCAGCAGCUGCGUCAGCGGCUGUGGCACCGGUUCCUCUGCCCAACGACCUGCCGCUACGCCCCCGGUCCACAACCCCCACUGGUGGACAGUGGGGCUCCUUCACCGGCGGCAGCCGCAUCUCCAACUCGGGUGUACCGGCCACCUCGGCCGCUGCCGGCGCAGCUUCUGGCGCCUCCGCAACGGGCACCACCGCGGUGGCGGCCAGCGGCAGCAUCGCCGCCGCGGCCAGAGCCCCCUCGCCUGCCCCUGCAUCCGCGGUGCCUGCGGCAGCCGGUGCGGCAACAAGCAGCGGCAGCACGGCCAGCAGCAGCAGCGCCCCCGCAACGGCGACACACUCGGCCGCGCCGAGCGCCUCCUCCGCGUCGACCACGACGGCGUCCUCUGGGGCCGGCUCCGCCGCAUCCUCCGCCGCCAGCACCAGCAGCGGCAGUGGCUCCGGGUCGGCGGCGGCAGCCGCGGCGGCGGCACACGCCGCGGCUGUGGCGGCGGCGGCCGCCGCCGCCACCGCUUCCACAAUCCCACCGCCUACUGCCGCAACACCCUCCGCCGCCACCGCCUCCUCUGCAGCCGCCACCGCAACUUCCACCACCGCGGCCACCUCCGCCUCCGCGCACGCCUCCUCCGCCUCCUCUGCACCGCCCACCGCAGCCGCCGCAGCCGCUGCCGCCGCCGCCGCCGCGGUGCUUCAGUCGCCUGCGGGCAGCACCAGCACGCGGCGCAGCGGCAGCAUGCGCUUCAACCCGGCGGUGCUGCUGGGCCACGAGCCUGACGCGGCCUUCGGCAGCCUGCUGCCGGGCUACACGGUGGGCAAGGUGAUUGGCGAGGGCGGCUUCUGCCAGGUCCGCAUCGCAGUGCACCACCUCAGCCAGCGCAAGGUGGCGGUCAAGGUGAUUGACCGUGCCAAGCUGACGGACCCCAAUGAGGCCAAGCGCAUGCAGCGGGAGAUCCGCGUCAUGAAGCACCUCAGCCACCAGUGUGUGAUCAAGCUGUUCGAGGUCAUCGAGUCACCGCGCCACCUGUUCCUGGUGAUGGAGCACGCGCCCGCCGGCUCGCUGCUGGACUACGUGCGCGCGCGCAAGCGGCUGCCGGAGGCGGACGCCUGCGUGUUCUUCCAGCAGAUCGUGGCCAGCCUCGAGUACUGCCACUCGCGCGAGGUUGUUCACCGCGACAUCAAGCUGGAGAACAUCCUGCUGGACGCCGACCAGCGCAUGAAGCUAAUCGACUUCGGCCUGUCCGCCUUCUACGUGCCCGGCAAGCGCCUGCGGGUGCACUGCGGCUCGCCCAGCUAUGCAGCUCCGGAGAUCGUGGCCCGCAAGGCCUACGAGGGGCCUCCUGUGGACGUGUGGUCGCUGGGCGUGGUGCUGUUCGCCAUGGUGGCCGGAUACCUGCCCUUCCACGCCAGCGGGGGGAACAAGCAGGAGCUGUGCAACAAGAUCAUGGCCGGCACCUACACGGCGCCCGAGUGGCUGUCCGCGCCCAUGAAGGACCUGCUGGCGCGCAUGCUCACGGUGGACCCGGACAAGCGCAUCAGCUUCCAGCAGGUGUGGCAACACAGCUGGGUGCGCAACGGCCCCACCUGGCACGAGCGCGGCGUCAACUGCUACGAGGUCACCCCCGACCCCGGCGCCCUAGGCGGCCUGCGCUGCGACGAACAGGUGGUGGCAGAGCUGGAGUCCGCCGGCUACCCGCGCUCCUCCCUGGUCCAGUAUCUGAUUGCGGGCGAAGCCAACCACUUGACGGCCAGCUAUUUCUUGCUGUGCGAGUCCAAGGCUGACGCGAUGCGGAAGCUGAGGGCCAGCACGAGCCACGGGCACCGCGGCAGCGGCAGCAGCAGCGCCGCAGGCGGCAGUAGCUCUGCGGGGGGAGGCGGAGGAGGAGGCAGUAGCUCGCACCGUAGCUCAUCGGUGACGCCGGGCUCGGCGGCGGCGGCGGGUUACAGCGCAGCACACGGCUCGGCGCAGGUGGCGGCGGCGGUGGCCAAGGCGCGCGCGGCGGCGGGCGAGAGUCCGGGGCGGAGCAGUCGGCCCACGACGGCGGUGGGUGCGUCCGGCUACUCGUCAGCACGCGGCGGGCGGAGCGACCGGCAUGCGGAGGAUUACACGCCCGGGCGGACGGCGGUCGCGGUGUGAUCACACCCGUGGAGUGCGUUGCAUUGUCGCGCGGAUCAGGAGUGACACGUUAACUAGCAUUGUCAUGCCUGAUCCGAAGGCGCGCCUUCGAUAGAGCAUGCGUGCAGUGUCGCGCAUGCGUCAAUUCAAGAGAGCAUGCGCGCAGUGUCGCGCAUGGUUUUGUUUUUACUUAUGUUGUUCGACACCGAAACGCGGCGUGUUUAUGUGUCUGUGUGGCCAAUUUCUGCAAAAUACAGCAUACGCACGCGCGGCACACAGCGUGACCCAACACAUAACAGAUGCGCCGCGGCAACGUGGCAGCACGGAAAGCGUGACACAGGCGCACACAGGGGGCUGCGAUUACGCACGUAGUGGAGACUGGCGGUCGUGAUUACGGCUGCUGUGCGAUUUAGCCCUUUGCCCAUCCAUUAGACCAUUGACAACAAACACGUUUGUUGCGGACUGUGGGACCUGUUAGUAUAUAAAUACGACAACCGGCCGGCUGCCUUGGACUAAUAGACUGGGACGUGACACCCAAUUUAGGCCGCCUUUCGCUGACUGGAUGUGCGUUGGCCACCUUUUGCCUAAUACGUGCUUUGGUCGCCUGUGAUUUAUCUGCAUCCUCUAAGCCGGGGCGGAGUGUUGUCCUCUGCUGGUGCUGCCUGUGACGCGCACAGACUUUGGCAGAAGUCGCAUGCAUUCCUGCAUGCACGCAAAUGUGCUGCAUGUCGAGGGGGUGGUUUGGCAGGGGCCUCUUGGGGUCUCGGGAAGGUAACCUGAUGAAACGGAUUCUUACUGGUAGUCAUAAGAGAUGCGCGAGCAUGUAUCCUCCUUUCCAGCAAGGCGAUCCUCUGCAUGUAUGUACAUAGACUAUCUCGUUAUGCGUGGGCGGUUAGUGCAAGUUCAGAGGUCCCAUGGGUGCAGUCGGGCCCAACUGUCAAGAACCUGGUGAUGGUGGAUGGGCGCGCCGUUUUCCGUGCAUGACGCCCCGACGAUGCACUGGCGUGCGUUGGAUUGAAGGGGUGGCUACAUGACGCAAUAGACCGGAGCGGUAGUCAACACACGUGCGCUUGGGCCCCAAUGGCUUCCUUACAGGGGCGCCUGGGGCGGCCGCUGAAUCACUGUUCGCUACUAAAUUGAACGGCGCCGCUGUAAUUAACAUGCGUGGCCAAGUGGCCCUACCUGUGAUAUCUGUGUUUUGCCUGGGCCUCGUGCUCAGCACAACAUACCGGUAGCCGCAAAGCAUGUGCGGCCUGUGUAGUAUUCGUCAUCAACUUA